Amoebophrya sp. A120 is the source of this 2535-nucleotide messenger RNA. NCBI's taxonomy places the organism in Eukaryota, Dinophyceae, Syndiniales, Amoebophryaceae. The record is from the annotation of a GenBank genome assembly.
AAGAACUCUCUCCAGUGGCUUGCGCGUGGAGGUGAAAGUGAAUCGAAGACAUUGUGAUUGUUUGAACAUGGCCGUCGAGUCGCGGGGCCUGCGCCGCCUCACAACCACAGGGACUUUGCGCUCGCUCUGCCGCGGAGUCCGUGCCGCAGCGUGGGCAAUCUUUGUCAGGUCGGCAGUGGCGGUUGCGGUACUUCGAUUCCCUGACGAAUAUUACGACGUCCGAUGGCCGUUGCGGUGGGAGGAUUGUCGGUCUGGUACGAUGUCGAAGGCGGACGGCAAACCGGACACAGCGGAUGGAACGGCUCACAGCGCUGGGGACGAGUCAGGGACAGCACCUUUUUUAACAUGCCUCGACGCGUUGCGAGCAAAUAUGCUGAGCGACUUGGAUUGCACUGCUAUUACUCCCGACAACGCGUUUUACCUCACGUACGACGCUGACAAGUGGAGUCUUGAUCUUUGCCAGCACUUUGUGACGCUGUUUGAAACGGCGUUUGACGCGACCGUUUCCAAGAUGCGAAGUGGAGCUGCGACCUCAGGACAUUAUGUUGAAGGGGACGAAAGCAAGUCUGAGCCGGAAGUAGUUUCGAGCGCCAGCUCCAAUUUUUCUGAAUCCACCACAUGGCAAGAUUUUCUCGAGACGAUGCGGAGACGCACUCGCACCUACCACGAAUGGACCGACGAGGAUGACGUCGAGUCAGCGGGCGGAAGUAGCGAGACAGCGCCGGCGGAGCAGGGAGUAGACACAGCAUCGCCCCCUCCGAAAGCGGAAAAUGUUCUUCCCUAUGAUGAACAAACAUCGCAAUCUCCAAUGCUUGCGGCUGCCGGAGAAAGCUACGACGAUGAGCGCAGCAUUAUCUUCGCCGGCCUGAACCCGGAUCUUGGUGCACGAAGAAGUGCGGUCGCAGCACCAAUAGACGAGACGAUAAAACAAGGCACAGCGUGGUCGCCUCUAAGAGCCUUAAGCGACGAGCCAAGACGUGCAGCUAAAAAAUCGUCCACUAGCGCAGGACAGGAUGUAGUUCACGAGGUAGAUUCCAACAGGCUGUCACCAGCCACAGAAAAAAUAACACACAGUUCAUUCCCAGAGACCAAGGGUUUCGUGAUUUUGGCGCAUCCGGAGGAACCCGGACGCUAUGUCAAGCUGGAUCGGCCCCCUCGGUUUUGCAACACCACGACCGUGGUGGCGCACCGCCACUUCGAGGCACUGGUGCGCGAGGUUGACGAAGGCGAGCAGCAACUCGGGUGGCCCGGGGUGGUCGAGGCGAUACACCGUCGCACAAGCCUGCUCAUUGAGAACUGGUCGAUGAGUGUGUUGGUGAAUUUUCACCUCUGGCGCCUCGAGUCCUCCACGGCCAGCCUCGGCACGGCCUCUGCUGCCUCGGUGGAGGAGCAGCAACAAACGCACUUCAACGCGCGCUUGCUCGUGGACCUGAUUGGCGGGACGCACGAGGCACUGCACACACCGUUUCUCUUUGUGGAUGUGGGGCCCAAGCGCUGGAACGUGUUGACCCACCUCCUGGACACGCUGCUGGCUUUUCGCCGGACCCCGCUCCGCAUGGUGGAGGUGGGAAUCGACACCGCAAAUAGCACGGAGCGCUUACUAGACACCUACAGCCCCAGGGAGCUGGAGCUGCACGUCGGUGUGGAUCCCUACAUGAACGUACUUUUGGGAAAAUCAACACCCUCGAAGAUCUGCUAGUUGUAAUGUAUGCGCACACGAUAACAAUUCAGUGCACCUGCUGCUGCUGCAUGAAGGGAGAAGACAAGAUGAGAGUAUUUCUACUUGGAGUUGCAUUGCAAUACAUACUUUCUUUCAUUUUUGGCAACACGUUUUUCUUUUUCUAUCUUUACAAAGUGACGGGGGCAAUGGUUCUUUUGUUUGGGAUAGAAGGACCCAAAACUACUGCCCUACGAGAGGAAUGGUGACCUCAUGCAUGAGCACGUCCGGGAGAAGCUGUCGCGUUUUAACAGCGAGGUAGUUUCCACCGCUCGACCGUCUGGUUUCGGUGCGGUUGCCCCGAGAAGUCGCCUCCUUCGGCUCACCAGCUUGGAAGCAGCGAAGCUGUUCAAGGACACCAUCAGCCGGACUGACGAUAUUAAGAUUGCCAGCGAUGCGCGAGCAGGUAUGGAACCAGAAGAGGACAAGAACCAAGUUACAUGGAAUCAAGUUACUUCCUGGAAUCAAGUUGAAUGGAAUCAAAUAAACCAUUACAGCUUCAUCCUCGUCAGCCCUCCUCCUCGUAUUGCCUCACCUUGGAAGAGUCUGGCGCUCUUUCUAGGCUUUGUGACUGCCAUACCCUCGUGCCUAAAGUUCUUCGCUGGGUUUGUUUCAAACGCGGCCACGUUUAUCACAGGUUGCUGGCUUUGUUUUCUGUAUCUGAUCGAUAGAGGCGUGGCGAAUAACGUUAGACGGAAGUUCCCGGGAUUCCAUUUCAUUGUGCGUCCUUCCUUCGGAAGGUGUAUGUCUCGGGGGAUUCCCUUUGCAUUUCGCCUUCCCUCGGAAGGUCCGUCCCUCUCGGAGUUCCAUGCUCGUUU